This is a messenger RNA of Bombyx mandarina (wild silkworm), 658 nucleotides long. It is a transcript of the gene edl, whose product is annotated as ETS-domain lacking. Lineage: Eukaryota; Metazoa; Arthropoda; Insecta; Lepidoptera; Bombycidae. The record is from RefSeq and is a predicted model, not a curated record.
CUGAAGAAGAGUGGACGUUCGUGUGGACAAAUAUUGAAAUUGUGAUUUGAAAUUUAGUGGAUUUUCGUUUAAGGAAAGUGAAAACUGGAAGUGGAAGGAAACAGCAAUUUGUAGUACGAGAUUUUAUAUAUUUUAAUGACUUACACACUCUCCGUCUUCACGAUGCCGACCCAGGUCCGAUGCGACAGAGUGCCGCCAGCACACGAGAGCCAGUGGGGGGCUCUCGACUUGAGGGUGUUGCAGGAAGACGAUCUCCCAUUAGACCCUCGGUCCUGGUGUCGCGCUGACGUCGGCGCGUGGGUGUCGCGGCGCGGUGGCCUCCCGGAGCGUUUCCCGAUGAACGGGAAGGCCCUGUGUCUGAUGUCCAGGGACAUGUUCGCUUCGAGGGUUCCAAACAAAGGAUUUGAACUGCAUCAGGACUUCCGAAGGAGACUGGCCAAAGCUCUGGCGCUACAGGACUUCAUCGAGAAGAUGUCCAAAAACUAACAUCCACCAGAAUGUGUUCCCGCGGUAUCAUCUUAAUGUCGACGGAAGCGAAUGUGGAUACUAGCUUAUACUGAAUUAAUCUUAGAGGCUUUUAUACAUAAUUUUCGAUAUAGUACGAUAUUAUUUUUUUCCUACCUAAGCUGAUAGCCUGGAGAGGCUAUUUCAGCGUAAC